Ruditapes philippinarum (Manila clam) is the source of this 1151-nucleotide messenger RNA. Its product is annotated as gamma-glutamyl hydrolase-like. Gene Ontology annotation, cellular component: vacuole. Gene Ontology annotation, molecular function: gamma-glutamyl-peptidase activity. The transcript is spliced from 9 exons. The record is from RefSeq and is a predicted model, not a curated record. NCBI's taxonomy places the organism in Eukaryota, Metazoa, Mollusca, Bivalvia, Venerida, Veneridae. The coding region runs from base 134 to 1066 and encodes 310 amino acids. Gene Ontology annotation, biological process: tetrahydrofolylpolyglutamate metabolic process.
ACAAACAAGCAGCGCCACUCAGACGAGUACUUAUAGAUGUUCAGAGUAAUUUCCCUUGUUUUAUAAACCUCAUUUGUACUGUAGCUACUGUUGCGAUUACAAUAUACAUGUACGUAACAAAUAAAACAACAGAAUGAUUCUGCAAUAUGCUGUGUUGGUAUGUUUAAUAUGCUGUACAUGGGGAUACCAUAAUGAUAGGCCAAUAAUAGGUGUUUUAGCCCAAGAGACUGAUUCGGAGUCGAAACAUUAUGGAGAUACCUUUAUUCCAGCAGCUUAUUUCAAAUAUGUGGAAAUGGGAGGAGCCAGAGCUGUUCCUAUAUUUGUGAAGAAAGGACAGGCUUAUUAUGAUCACAUAUUCAGUUCAAUCAAUGGAGUUUUGUUUCCUGGUGGAGGUGUCAACAUAUUGACUUCAGAAUAUGCUAAAGCAGCACAGAUUCUCUAUAGAUCAGCUAUCAAGGCCAAUCAAAAUGGUGACUAUUUUCCUUUAUGGGGAACAUGUCUGGGAUUCCAGCUGUUAACAGCAUUGGCUACAGGGAAGGAUUUAAUGACUGAGUUUGAUGCUGAAAACUUGAUGCUGCCUCUCAACUUUUCUGAUGGUUACAAAGACAGCAGACUAUAUGGAAACCUUCCAGACGAUGUUUUUCAUUACCUUUCAAAAGAAAAUGUGACUACAAACUACCAUCACUAUGGUAUCACACCCACUGAUUUUCAGUUUUCAGUAGAUUUAACAAAAUAUUUUAGAAUUUUGUCUACAAAUGUUGAUAGAAAUGGCAAGGAGUUUGUUUCAACAAUUGAAGGAAUUAACUACCCAAUUUAUGGUACACAGUGGCAUCCAGAGAAACCUAACUUUAUAUGGAAUAUACAGGAUAACAUUAACCAUGGUCCUGAUGCAAUAAGAGUGGCACAAUAUGCUGCUAACUUUCUUGUAGGCGAAGCAAGGAAGAAUGGACACAGAUUUGAUACAAUACAGGAAGAAAUAGAUGCUCUAAUAGAGAAUUAUUCACCUGUUUAUCACAGAGACUCUACGUUUGCGGAUCGCUACUAUUUUAACUAUACAUCUCUAUAAACAUUUUCUUGAUUCUGCUUCCACACAGCAAGUUAUGCAACAUUCCUGAAAUCUCCUUAAUAUAACUGUAUUUUAUUUUACUGGA